This is a messenger RNA of Talpa occidentalis (Iberian mole), 759 nucleotides long. RefSeq names its product H-2 class I histocompatibility antigen, Q9 alpha chain-like. Gene Ontology annotation, cellular component: external side of plasma membrane. Lineage: Eukaryota; Metazoa; Chordata; Mammalia; Eulipotyphla; Talpidae. Gene Ontology annotation, biological process: antigen processing and presentation of endogenous peptide antigen via MHC class Ib; antigen processing and presentation of endogenous peptide antigen via MHC class I via ER pathway, TAP-independent; immune response. Gene Ontology annotation, molecular function: peptide antigen binding; signaling receptor binding. The coding region runs from base 1 to 759 and encodes 252 amino acids. The record is from RefSeq and is a predicted model, not a curated record. The transcript is spliced from 5 exons.
AUGCUCUUUCCUCCCAACAGAGGGCUCAGGCCCAUCUCCUUGGGACCUGGGCCUGCCCUGAGAGGAGUCAGCCCGGGUCUUCCCUCCCCGCCCCCAGGCCCCCACUCCCUAAGGCUUUUCUACACCGUGAUGUCCCAGCCCGGCCUCGGGGAGCCCCGCUUCAUCUCCGUGGGCUACGUGGACGACACGCAGUUUGGGCGGUUUGACAGCGACUCUCCGGGCCAGAGUGCGGAGCCGCGGGCGCCCUGGGCGGGGCAGGUGGGGCAGGAGGACCUGGACGAGGAGACUCUGAUCCAAAGGGACAACGCGCAGUGGUUCAAAGCGCUCCUGAGGGACCUGCGCGGCCGCUACAACCAGAGCGAGGACGGGUCUCACACCCUCCAGAGGAUGUGUGGCUGUGAAGUGGGGCCCCACGGGAGCCUCCUCGGCGGGUGUAACCAGUUCGUCUACGAGGACGCGGAUUCCAUCUCCCUGAGCGAGGACCUGCGCUCCUGGACCCCCGCGGGCUCGGGGGCUCAGAUCACCCAGCGCGCGUGGGAGGCGGCGGGCAGGGCCGAGCGCGUCAGGCACAGUGUGCAGAGCAGGUGCUUCCCGUGGCUCCGCAGACUCCUGGAGAUGGGGAAGGAGGUGCAUCCCCCAAAGACAUAUGUGACCCUCCACCUCACCUCUGACUGUGAGAUCACCCUUAAUGCUCCCCUCCUUGCUGGGAGCCAGCCUUGUCAUACUGGAUGGGACGACAUUGGCGCAAUUGAGGAAUGA